Molecule: messenger RNA, 1047 nt
Organism: Daldinia childiae
Lineage: Eukaryota; Fungi; Ascomycota; Sordariomycetes; Xylariales; Hypoxylaceae
Product: 37S ribosomal protein S24, mitochondrial
Exons: 4
Coding region: 1-1047 (348 amino acids)
Biological process (GO): mitochondrial translation
Cellular component (GO): mitochondrial small ribosomal subunit
Molecular function (GO): structural constituent of ribosome
Source: RefSeq, a predicted model, not a curated record
AUGGCCUCUGGAGUACAUUGCCCGCGAAUACCACGAAUAUACGCUCCGAGACGAGCAUUGUCUUCAACACCUAUACAAUGGAGUCGCGCAUCUAAGAAGGAAGAGGAUGAGGAAGAUGUAGACGAGGAAGAUGACGGUAGCGUAGACGUCGCUGAAAUGGAAAGAUCUCUUCGCGCUGCAUUAAGAGACCCCCAAUUUGAAGCGUCGACGCGGAUCCAGGAACAAAUGUUAAAUAGUGCCAAUUCUAUCAUGUCAAACGCACAAAAAGUACCUAAACUCAAAAAUCCUUUCUGGCAUGACGAUGAAGAAGAUACCGACUUGAUUACGGACGAGCGAAAUGAGGACGAAUUCGACGAGGAUGAUAUUAUGAGCAUGGCACAUGGCAAGUUGGAGGAGUACCGCGAGCAUAGAGAAUAUGCUCGCAUUGCUGCUUGGGAGAUGCCUCUUCUGUCCAAGCUGGCACGGCCCUUCGAACCACCCACAGCUCAGGAACCUUUGCGAUUCCGAUACACGAGUUAUAUGGGUGAAUUCCACCCCGCGGAGAAUAAAGUGGUUCUUGAAUUCUCGCCCAAAGAUAUGCCACUGGACGAGGCCCAGCAACUAAAGCUGAAGAAGUUACUGGGCCCCCGCUACAAUCCAGAAACGGAUGUAGCUAAGAUGAGCUGUGAGCAAUUCGAACACCAAGCGCAGAAUAAGCGCUAUCUUGGUGACUUAGUCGAGGGUUUAAUCGCGCGAGCAAAGGACCCCUCCGAUAUGUUUGAGGACGUUCCUCUCGAUACGAGACAUCACCCAAUUAAGAUCAAGCCCAAAUUUCCAAAGGAAUGGAGGAUGACUGAUGAGCGGAUGAAAUUUCUCGAAGACGCGAGGCAGAAGUCGCUAUUGCUCGAUCAGACGAAAGAGGAAGCCGGCGCCUUGAUUGAUGGCAAAGAGAAGAUCACGCGGUUCUUCAAUGUCCCUGAACCUGAAGUUAGAGUCCCUGAAUAUGCCAAGGCGCAGCUAAAUGAACUCUCGCCACGGGGCAGAAUAGCGCCAACUAGGCGAGUUUGA